Molecule: messenger RNA, 926 nt
Organism: Canariomyces notabilis
Lineage: Eukaryota; Fungi; Ascomycota; Sordariomycetes; Sordariales; Chaetomiaceae
Product: glutathione S-transferase
Exons: 3
Coding region: 58-837 (259 amino acids)
Source: RefSeq, a predicted model, not a curated record
ACCCGAAUUGCCCUUCAUUCGCCGUCGAAGAACUAAUCAUACCCCAAUUGCAACGAAAUGGCUGCCCCAUAUCCGCCCAAACCGAUUCGUAUCUGGGUCACUCCCCCUGGGCCGAAUCCGUGGAAGGCCGUCUUUCUUUUCGAGGAACUCGGCCUCAACUACGAACUAAAACCCUUCCGCUUCGACGACGUCAAAAAGAAGCCCUUCAUCGACGUCAACCCCAACGGCCGCACGCCGGCCAUCGAGGACCCCAACACCAACCUAACCCUCUGGGAAUCGGGCGCCAUCUACCAGUACGUAAUCGAGGUCUACGACAAGGAGAAUCGCCUAGCCUACGACUCGUUCCACGAGCGCCACCUAUGCAACCAAUGGCUGCAUUUCCAGAUGAGCGGCCAGGGCCCGUACUGGGGCCAGGCCGGCUGGUUCCAGCACCUGCACCAUGAGAAGAUCCCGUCGGCCGUCGAGCGCUACUGCAACGAGAUCCGGCGCGUGCUGGGCGUCAUCGAGCGUGUUCUCGCGGACAAGCCCGCCGAUGCCCAGUGGCUAGUGGGUAACAAGAUGACGUUUGCCGAUAUGGCCUGGCUGCCCUGGAACUUCCGUCUUAGUGAGGUGAUGCUGCUGUCGUGGGACGAGGUGUGGGAGGGGCUGCCGCAUGUGCGGGCGUGGCAUGAGAAGAUGGCGGCGCUGCCAUCGUGGCAGCGCUGCAUUGAGAUACGCGGUCGCCUGAUGGAGGCGCAGGGUCUGCAGUGGAAUGGCGUGCCGAAGGGUAUUGAGACGUUUACCGAGUAUGAGAAGAAGAUUGCGGAGGGCGAGGAUACCACGGCUUUGCAGCACUGAGCCAACGCCAUGGCGAUUGGUUUUCGUGGUUACAUGUUUCUAUCCGAUUGGUUAGUUAGCGGUUGACAAUGAAAUCCCAAGAUUUCCAG